AUGGACAGCAAGAGGAAUUUAAUGCUCACCCCUGUCGAGGGCACAUUGAGAAAGCUAUUGCUUGAUGUUGCAGACUAUAUUGAUGGCUCAACGAGCCCUGGAAAUGCGGUUUCCGGGGUGCCCGUUCCGCCUAAAUUGGCUCAUUCGAAGCUCGAGCUCCGUUUCACCGGCGGCUGGGUCCGUGACAAGCUUCUAGGAAUUGGAAGUCAUGAUAUUGACGUUGCAAUAAAUAAUAUGACUGGCUAUCAGUUCGGGCUCAAAAUGAAGGAGUAUUUGGAAGUCCCAGGGAAUCUCGAAAAAUACGGGCUGGGAGAAUCGAAUGACAAAGACGAAAAGUCCAAGACCAAAGUCGUUGGUGGUCUCCACAAGAUAGAAGCAAACCCUGAGAAGUCAAAGCAUCUCGAGACGGUUACCACAAAGAUUCUCGGUCUCGACAUCGACCUAGUGAACCUAAGGAAGGAAACAUAUUCGGAAGACAGUCGAAAUCCUCAAAUGGAGUUUGGGACCGCAGAAGAAGAUGCGCUACGCCGUGAUGCAACAGUCAAUGCUCUCUUCUAUAAUCUUCAAACAUGUUCAAUUGAAGAUUUAACGCAGCGCGGCCUCAACGACAUGGCUAUUAGGCUCGUUCGAACACCAUUACAACCUCUGCAGACCUUCAAGGACGAUCCCUUGCGUGUCUUGCGUCUGAUACGCUUCGCAAGCCGGUUGAGCUACGAGAUUGAUCCGGAGGCAGAGGAAGCGAUGAGUGAACAGAGCAUAAGGGAUGCUUUGAAGCUCAAGAUUAGUCGGGAAAGGGUUGGCACAGAAAUUGAAAAAAUGCUGAAAGGUCCUGAUCCUCGUCGAUCUCUGCAGCUAAUUGAUCGUCUUCGACUUUACACCACAAUAUUUACCGACCCCACUCAGAACGACGCAUUCACACCAGAGACAAGCUCAUGGCACUACUCCUACGAAUGUGUCCACGACAUCUUAUCCGCUGCCAAUAAUGACUCGAAAACAGCUCCCUUGUAUAACAAAGUGCUGCAGAUUCUCAUUCGAAGCUCUGAAGAAGCCCACUUGGCAUGGAUCCUUGCUUCUCUCACACCGUACUCAGACGCACCCAACCCUGCGCCUGCUCAGCCUGGAGGGAAAGCUCUGCCGCCUGUUGCUGCAACGGUUGCUCGGGAGGGAAUUAAAGCUACGAACAAGGUAUUCGACGUCAUAUGGGGUGCAUUCAAAAACCUUGACGAGAUAAAUAAAUUCAAGGCUGCUGUAGUCAGCGACAAACGUGGAGCUUCCAGGAAAUCAAGUGAGCCGGAGCUUGCUGCUCGUGAUCACCUUGGUAUGGCAAUUCGUCGAUGGGGUGCCAACUGGCGAUCACACGUACUCUUAGCACUUCUCCUGGAAGUCGUCGAAGCUCGAGGUGUACGAAGAGAUGCCAUCAUCAGGGAUUAUUCCACUUUCCUUUCCCACAUAGAAGACCUCGAUUUAUUCGAUGUAUACGCCCUAAAGCCUAUUCUUGACGGAAAGCAGUUGGCCAAAGCACUAGACACUAAGCCUGGUCCAUGGAUGAAAGAUGCUUUAGAGGUAGUGAUGGCAUGGCAGCUGCGCCACCCGAAGGAGACCGGCUCCGACGGAGCGAUUGAAGAAGUUAAGAAUGGCAGAGGUGAGCUCAACCACGAACUUAUGGAAUUUUUCCUGCGGCACACAGUACGACCGCUUUUUUCCAAAUCUCAAAAUCCCGAGAUUACCCCUCAGGGGCGGAAGGCCAUGCAACCACAACGGACAAAAGGUGACUUUAUGAACAGCGAGGCAACCAUAAAGCCGUGGAAAUUCAAAGAGGCGUAUGCAAUGAGUAUCUUGGAGUGGAUCCUCAAGCAUUUAAAUGAAUACCUCACGGAAGAAUUCUGGCCACUUUUGGUGCCCCCACUCAUGACCAUUGUUGAUGACGAUGCUCCUGAGAUUAAGGCCAAGGGCUGUUUCUUUCUGAAUCUGCUACUCCAAGCUACUUCUCCAAGUCUCCUGGACCGUACCGGUCUAGGGGAGGUAAUGGCUGGUGCAUUGUUGCCUUGUUUUACUUAUCUGCCAACUUUGACGCCUGAAGAUCAGUCUCUCGAAAUACUUAACGCCGCGUUUCCCGCCCUCAUCACACUCUCGCGAGUCCGCUAUCCGGAGGAAGCAAAUAAGGCUGAAAGAUUAAAGUUUCUGGACCUUAUUAUGCGCCAGGGUGUCUUCCAUGCUUAUGAACAUGCAGGUGAGCAUGUUAAGAUUGCUGAGACUUUGAUCCAGCAUGUUUCAAUCCUAGUUGAUGAGAUGGGGAUAUAUUCUGCCAAGCAUUUAAAGUUUGUGAUACCCAUUCUCUCAGACAUUCUUGACGCUCCCUUUGCAACUGCGUAUCCGCCCCUUUUAGCAACCACUUUAUCAGCUCUUGAAAAUGUUAUCACGAUAGAUUGGCCCCGCAUGGCGCUCCAUCGCGGGGAGAUAUUGCGUGGUUUGACAUCUUGCUGGUGCAAGCUAAAAGAGGAUGAAGCAAGCGACCACACCACCCUUAAGCAAAGUACUAAAAAUGCGGUGAAGCUCUUGACCGCCGCAGUGAAAAGCGAUGCACAAGUCGAAUUGGCGUCAGAGUUCAAACUACUUGUUGAAAGUGAUGAACGGCUUUCUGACCUAUUAGAAGAUCCAUGA
Xylona heveae TC161 is the source of this 2661-nucleotide messenger RNA. Its product is annotated as poly A polymerase C-terminal region-like protein. The record is from RefSeq and is a predicted model, not a curated record. Gene Ontology annotation, biological process: tRNA 3'-terminal CCA addition. Bases 1 to 2661 code for a protein of 886 amino acids. The transcript has 5 exons. Gene Ontology annotation, molecular function: RNA binding; ATP:3'-cytidine-cytidine-tRNA adenylyltransferase activity. NCBI's taxonomy places the organism in Eukaryota, Fungi, Ascomycota, Xylonomycetes, Xylonales, Xylonaceae.